Molecule: messenger RNA, 5423 nt
Organism: Zingiber officinale
Lineage: Eukaryota; Viridiplantae; Streptophyta; Magnoliopsida; Zingiberales; Zingiberaceae
Product: disease resistance protein RGA2-like
Exons: 3
Coding region: 180-4397 (1405 amino acids)
Biological process (GO): defense response to other organism
Molecular function (GO): ADP binding; protein binding
Source: RefSeq, a predicted model, not a curated record
UUUCUUAAUCAAGGAAAAGUCGUAAGGAAUAAAAAAGGCUCUAUUAUUGGGGUGGCGCCAUUUUGUCUUGGGCAGUCAACAGGAAUAGCAAAGAUCUCGUGUUGUUGCUCAUCUUGUGAAUUAGGGAUCGGCUUCGUGAAAUAAAGGGUCUGUUCUUCUCCUUCUCAAAAAUAUAUCCAAUGGAGGGUGCAGCAGCACUAGCAGUCGGAGGAUGGCUAACGCAACCUGUCAUCAAGAUGCUUGUCGACAGUGUGUGGACAUCGUCGCUGAGAGGAAAGCUGUACGGGCUUCGGGAUAAUGAUUUGCAGAAGCUACAUAGAUCUCUACUUAACAUCGACACGAUCGUCGACAAAGCAGGGAUGAGAUGGAGCAGGGAGGCAAGGUUAGUCGAGAUGAUGAAGCAACUCCAAGAUGCCGCUUACGACGCCGAAGACUUCCUCGAUGACCUCACGUUCCAUGGCAUGAAGCAAAAGAUUAAAGAAGACGCAAGUCACAAGGUUCUUAACCAAUUUUCUAGAGCUUUUAGCAAGACCAAAACUAAAUUGUUCAGUAAUUCUGUCAAAAGACUGAACAAGAUUCAGAAAAAGUUGGAUGAUAUUUAUGCUGAUAUGGAGAAAAUGUGCCAAUCAUUACAAGUGGAUGCAUCUGAUGGGCAAUAUCAAUCUGAUUUGGCGUCGGCCACACGAGAAACAAGCUCUUUCUUGAUCAGCAAAGUGUUUGGCAGAGAGGAAGAGCAAAAGAGAAUAAUAGGGCUAUUACGAAGAUCGACAGACUUGUCAGCAUCAGCAAGUGACAACGGCAAUAGCUUCUCAGUCAUACCUCUUGUCGGAAUAGGAGGUGUUGGGAAGACUACUCUGGCUCAGCUUGUUUACAAAGAUGAAGAGAUUCAGAACCAUUUCGCCGUCAAGAUUUGGAUUUGUGUGUCCGAGAAUUUUAAUGUGCAAAGACUCACCAAGGAGAUGAUCGAGUCUGUAACCGAGACUGAACAUGAUUCACAAAUGAAGUUAGAUGUUCUCCAAAACAUUCUAAAAAGGGAAAUUGCAUCUAAGAUGAUUUUGUUAGUCCUCGACGAUGUAUGGAAUGAAGACAAGGAGGAGUGGAGAAAGUUGUGUGCGCCAUUCAUGUAUGCUGCUGCAGGAAGCAAGGUCAUAGUGACAACUCGGAGCAAGAGCAUUGCUGACAAAAUUGGUACAGUGGAGGCGAUUGUUCUUGGCGAUUUAGAUGGAAUAUCUUUUUGGGAGCUGUUCAAGCAAUGUGCAUUUGGUCCUUCCAAACCUGAGGAGCACCCAGAACUUGUGGAAAUCGGGAGAAGUAUAGCUUCGAAGUUGAAGGGCUUGCCACUAGCAGCAAAAACAGUGGGAAACUUGUUAGGAUCCAACAUGAACCCACACUACUGGAGAAGUAUAAUGAAGAGCGAGGUAUGGGAAUUGCAACAGAAUAAAAAUGAUAUUAUUCCAGUCCUACAACUGAGCUAUCAUUAUCUUAGUGCACCUCUCAAGCGGUGUUUUGCCUUCUGUUCUCUCUUUCAAAAGAAUCACGAGUUUUCUGAAAUUGAGUUAACAAGAAUGUGGAUGGCCGAAGGUUUCGUUGUAGCUCAAGGAAAUCAGAGGAUGGAAGAUGUAGCAAGUAAGUACUUUCAUGAGUUGGUCAACAUGUCUUUGUUUCAACCAGAAACAACAUUUUGGAGGCAUUAUUACGUGAUGCAUGACCUCAUACAUGAUCUAACACACUCGGUUUCUGUUGACGAAACAAGUAGGAUGGAUAAUGGCAAGUCCAAUAAGAUAUCAACCACCCUCCGUCAUCUAGCAGUUGAAACAGAGUUCGUAGAGACAAAAGAAUUGAGGUACCGAUUCAAGAAAUUGCAUACUGUAUUCUGCCAACAUCUAAAGUCACCACCCCUUGACUUUAUUGAAAAAUUACGAAGCAUUCGUGUAUUGGUUUUGUCUCAUUGUUCCCUGCGGAUGCUGCCUACGAGGGUUGGUGAAUUGGUACAUCUCCGGUACCUGGACAUUUCUUACAAUGGAAUAGAAAAUUUGCCUGAAUCACUGUGUGAACUCUACAAUUUGCAAACACUGAUAGCAAAAGGCAACUUCCCAAACUCUCUUCCAGAAGAAAUAACUCAGCUGAUUAACUUGAGGCAUCUUGAUGUUGAAAAUACAGAAGUUGAAAAUAUAAAAAUGAUAGGGAGGCUAACCUCUCUUCAAGAGUUGUCUGAAUUCCUAGUGCGAAAGGAAGUUGGAUUCAAGAUCACAGAGCUAAGUGGCUUGAAGCAGCUUCACGGAAAACUCCAAAUUACUAAUCUGGAGAAUGUUGGAAGUAAAGAAGAGGCUGAAAAGGCUCAAAUGAAGAACAAAGAGUACCUUGAUGCUCUAGAGUUGGAAUGGGGAUUUGAUCCCAAGUUGGAGAACAAGUUAGUUGCCAUGGAGGAGGUACUUGAAGGACUCCAACCACAUGAGUCGCUAAAACAAUUAAAGAUCAGGAGGUAUUGUGGUGCCAGAUCACCCAGCUGGAUAAAAAAGGAGGAAUUAUCCAACUUGGAAAGACUCGAGUUGAGUAACUGUGAGAGUUGGAGAGAUAUUUUCUGCACUGCAUUGCUGCCGCACCUCAAGGUCUUCCAUAUAGAAAGCAGCAUGUGGUUCUCGAAAUCAUGUUUUGAGGUAUGUGGUUCUAGGGAGAGCAAAUUAUUUCCUAUGUUAGAAGAGCUACAGCUGAGGAACAUGAUUGCAUCAGAAGAAUUGCCCAAUCUUGGACGAUUUCCGUGCCUCAAGGUUGUUCGAAUGACAGAAAUAGAGUCAUUGAAACACAUUGAUUUUGCAGCAUCCAGUGCCAUAGAAAAUUCCUUGUUUUCUAUGCUAGAAUGCUUGGAGUUGAUUUACAUGCCUGCGUUGGAAGAGUUCUCCACUCUAGGAUAUUUUCCACGUCUCAGGGUUCUUCGCAUGAUAGGAAUGAGGUUAUUGAAACACAUUGUUUUUGCAGCAUCCGGUGCCAUAGAAAAUUCCUUGUUUCCUAUGCUAGAAGAGUUGGAGUUGAGAGACAUGCCUGCGUUGGAAGAGUUCUCCUGUGUAGGACAUUUUCCACGUCUCAGGGUUCUUCACAUGAUAGGAAUGAGGUUAUUGAAACACAUUGAUUUUGUAGCAUCCGGUGCCAUAGAAAAUUCCUUGUUUCCUAUGCUAAAAGAGUUCCAUUUGAAGGACAUGCACGCGUUGGAAGGGUUCUCCAAUCUAGGACAUUUUCCGCGUCUCAGGGUUCUUCGUAUGAUAGAAAUGAGAUUAUUGAAACACAUUGAUUUUGCAGCAUCCGGUGCCAUAGAAAAUUCCUUGUUUCCUAUGCUAGAAGAGUUGGAGUUGAGAGGCAUGUAUGCAUUGGAAGAGAUCUCUAAUCUAGGACAUUUUCCACGUCUCAAGGUUCUUCGCAUGAUGCGAAUGAGGUUAUUGAAACACAUUGGUCUUGCAUCAGUUGCCACAGAAAAUGAUCAGUUCCCUAUGCUAGAAGAGCUAGAGCUGAGGCACUUGCCAGUUUUAGAGGAGCUCCCUGAUCUUGGUUCACUUCCAUGUCUAAAGUCUCUAGACAUCAUAAGGAUGCGUAUGUUAAAACAUACCGAUUUUGCUUUCUACGAUGUUACAGAAAAAGUACUACUUCCCAGGGUAGAGAAGCUAGUAUUGCAUGACCUGGAGGCACUCAAGGAGCUUCCUAGUAAUCUCGGACGACUUCCAUGUCUUAAGGUUCUUAGCAUUGAAAAUAUAUCAGCAGUGAAACAGAUAGGCCAUGGGUUCUUUAGCACUGAAGCUAUAUCCCAGUGUUUUCUUAGCUUGAGAAGUCUCUCGAUCCUCAACAUGCCGUCAUGUGAAGGGUGGUGUUGGAUUGACGGCAGCGAGCUAUUUCCAAGCUUACAAGUACUUACUAUCCAUGGAUGCCCUAAGCUCGAGAGGUUACCUCCUCUCCCUCCUUCUCUUACAGAUUUAACACUAACAGAAGUUGGGUUAACAGAGCUGCCAAGCUUACGGGAAACUGGAACAAAUGGAAGCGGCUGCAAUCAAACUACAUCAUCUCUCUCAAACUUAAAAAUCAGUGAAUGCAACAAUUUGACAAGCUUAGAAGAAGGGUUGCUGUCGCAGAAUCUGUCAAAUAUUGAAGUCAUUUAUGUAGAAGGAUGCUAUGAACUCAUGCGGAUGCCUCUCAAGAGAUUUGAAAACUCCACUUCGCUCAAGGAAUUACAGAUAAAAGCUUGUCCCAACCUUAGCCUGACACAAGAAGAGGAAGCCGUCCUCCUUUCCCGUGGUGGAUCCAGGAAUUAUAUGGAGGAACGAUUUUUUCGUAUAACGGUUGGCGGACCAGUGCUUGGUGGAUACCGACGGUUCGACAGAUUGUGGCUUGACAACUGCUACCGCUGGACCUGAUGACUUUUUAGGUCUUCCUCCAACCGAUCCUCACCGUCCAUCAUCAAUAUCACACAAAUUUUCUAAGUUCAGAUCACAUAAUAUUCUUGGUCUGACGGUUCUUAUUUCCUUCUUGGGACCUUCUUCCUCGCUUACAACCUGGUUAUUGUAGUUUGUGAGUUGCGGCUGCGAACCUCUCCUACCAAACUCUGAUGCCCCGCCUCCGCCGUGGAUGCCGAAACCCUAACGUAGGCGGGCUAGUGCUUCCUAGGAACAAUUGAAUGUCCAUUGACUUGAAAGAUAUAUGAGAGAUUUUGUCUCUUGAGGAUGGCCUGAGUCUGAUCAUCUUUGUGAAGUGUAUCCCCAUGCUAAUUUAGAUGAUGAAAUACCUCUCAAGGCUUCAUGUUCUGUGUUGGCAACAAUUAUAGAGAAAUAUAUUAUAGCUAUAAUCUACUUGUGUGAAAACAUUGUUGCUCAAGUGCAAUCCAUGCAUGCUGCAUGUGAUUAUAUCAUAAUGUCUUGUUAUAUGCAGGGAUAUGUCAUUUAUUGUGUCUGAGUUAGAUGUGGUGGGAGAAAGAGGCCACAGCCAAGGGUAACGUCCAUGACAAGCCCAAAUCAGCUUAUUUCCCAACUUAGAUUCCCAAAAAGAGGAGCUGGAAGGGAAUUCGUUGGGCUGAGGAUUCAACUUACAAGUACUAUGAAGUUAUCCUUGUCAAUGCUGUUCACAGUGCAAUUCGGAAUGACCCUAGGAUCAAUCAACAUAGGGGGAGCUCCAUGAUCUCACUUCUGCUGGCAAUAAGUAUUGCGGCCUUUGUGGAAAAGGUCAUCGUCAUCACAAGGCGAGACCAUCUCGGAAGAGGAAUCAGACAUUGUCUCUCCACGGAUAUCUUUUACUUCCUUGUUUGGCUGUUAUUAGUGAACUUGAUGAGGAACUGAAGCUAUUUCUGCUAUUUUAAUAUUUGCCCAGUUUGCUUGAAAAAACUUCAAACCUGUAAACAUGUUUUCAGAGUCAUGCGAUUCAUUCAUACAAUGUUUUGUUUAAUCAAA